AUGGCCUUCGCACGCAAAGACGCCCUCCCCGAAGAGUUCGAGGCAGAGCACGGCACGAUCGACCUCACAGACGACACCAAGCCCGCGACGGGCGGAGCUGGAGGAGAUGACGGAGAGGACGAGGACUUGGAUCUGGAGCGCGCAAAGCAGAGGGUCUGGUUGUGCAAGGUCCCCCGCUUCCUCCUCGAGACAUGGCAGCAGGCGCAGAGCGAAGGCGAGAUCCUCGGACGACUGCGAGUAUGGGAUGAAAAAGACGCUUCCGGCCAACCGAAAAUCGCCGUGAUUCUUCAAGACUCUCCCUCGUCCUCAUCGCUACCCACUCCCGGUCCUUCCUCUUCGCGCGACUCGAAACCCGACAUCAAAGGCAAACGCCCUGCAAACUCGGAUGGCGUCCCGACCGAGUACAAGUUGACGAUGCAGAACAGCGAGAGUCGGAACUUGUUUGUGUUUGGGGAAAAGGUGGAGGAGGUGAUGGAAAGUGGAGAGGAGGGCGCGAGGAAGAAGCGGCGCAUCACCUCCCUCCUCGGCACCGUCGCACACGAAUGCUCCCUCACCCCUUCGAUCUCCUCCGCCGACGCCUCCGCCGCGUACGCCCGUAUUCUCCGCGAGCGACAACGCAAAGCCGCCGAGCCGAUCCGGACGCUCAAGAGGCUCGAGGUGGACGAUGCGACGGCUAACAGGCUUGCCAGUGGCAUGGGCGCGGCGGGAAUUAAGGGCAGGGUGGCGACUUUCAACAACACCUCGAGCAAGGCAAAGCCCGGCUCGUCCGCCGCCUCGCAGCGCAACACGAAGAUGGAGAAGCCCGCCUUGCUCGACGAGAUUUUCACGCGCUUCUCCUCUGCACCAUACUGGUCCUUCCGCACUCUCAACGACCACCUCCGCCAACCGCAGACCUACCUCCGCGAAGUGCUCGGCGAAGUCGCGCACCUUGUCCCGAAGGGCCCGUAUGCGAACAUGUGGGCUCUCAAGCCGGAGUUUAAGGGUACGCAGGGGGUGAGGAGUGUGGGUGCGGCAAAUGCGGGACCGGGUGGGAGCACGAGUGCGAGUUCGGGCAGGACGGAGGCGAGAGCCGGGGUCAAGCAGGAGACGGAGGCGAUUCUGGGGAACGUGCCGGCUGUCAAGAAGGAGGAGGGCGGGGACGAGUAUGGCGGUGGAGACGACGACUCGGACGACGACCUCGAGAUGGUGUCGUAG
Molecule: messenger RNA, 1194 nt
Organism: Rhodotorula toruloides NP11
Lineage: Eukaryota; Fungi; Basidiomycota; Microbotryomycetes; Sporidiobolales; Sporidiobolaceae
Product: transcription initiation factor TFIIF subunit beta
Exons: 5
Coding region: 1-1194 (397 amino acids)
Biological process (GO): transcription by RNA polymerase II; transcription initiation at RNA polymerase II promoter
Cellular component (GO): transcription factor TFIIF complex
Source: RefSeq, a predicted model, not a curated record